AAAGUACUUUUUUUAGAAAAAAGAAUUAACUGAAUCGAGACCCAGAGUACUUGUUAUAUCUCCUCUCUCCUCCGGCCUCCGUUUUUCGCCUCGCCGCAGCUAACAAGGUGAUUUUUCAUUUUGUCGUUGUACAAACCCAAAUGGCCUUACUGUUCAAGGAUCCAAACAAGAUCUCUGCGUAUAGGGAUAGAAGGUUUCAAGGUUCACAAGAAGAAUUUGAGCAUGCUCUCCUGACUUCAACAACUGUUUAUGUUGGCAACAUGUCUUUCUACACAACUGAAGAACAAGCAUACGAACUGUUCUCUCGAGCUGGAGAAAUCAAAAAAAUCGUAAUGGGAUUAGAUAAGAACACUAAAACUCCUUGUGGUUUUUGCUUUAUUAUGUACUAUUCUAGAGAUGAUGCUGAAGAUGCUGUUAAAUAUAUAAGUGGGACAAUACUUGAUGAUCGACCUAUUCGUGUGGAUUUUGAUUGGGGUUUUCAAGAAGGAAGACAAUGGGGACGUGGUCGAAGUGGUGGCCAGGUGCGCGAUGAAUAUCGCACUGACUAUGAUCCUGGCAGAGGUGGUUAUGGAAAAUUAGUUCAGAAGGAGCUGGAAGCACAAAGGGAACUAGUAGAUUACGGUGUAGGGUCUCUGGGCUCUUUUCCACCUGUUAUGCCAUCUAAUUAUGGUAGAAACAGUGGAAGACAGGGCUAUGGCGGUUCUAGUCGACAAGGUAGAGGAGAUUAUCAGCGGAAGAGACAUCGGGAAGAUGACCGUUUUGGACCAGAGAUCACCAAAAGAACUUCAGAUCAUGAUUCUCGUAGAAAUUCUGAUCAUGACUCCAGACCGGAAAAGAAUCCACGUUUCCGAGAAAGUGGUGACCAGGAAAAGAAUCCACGUUUCCGUGAAAGUGGCGAUUCUGACGAGGAUGAAGACGAUCGGAAAAGACGCCCUUAGCUGGGUCCAAAGUACUGACUUAUGCAGCAUAUCAAUCCUUUGUUUAAAGCCAGAAAUUACUAUUAUAGAUUUGCUUGUAAUGUGGGGCACAUAAUAUUGUAUCUCAGGAAAAUAUUUCAUUGCAUUUGUUUCUCCUAUUUCUAAUGUGCAUCUUAGGACAGUAGGGCGUUGCUGUUGUUUCUCAAAAUUAUAGGAAUUGCCUAGAUUGUUGGGAUCCUCAAUUUUCCUAAACUUCAUCAGGAUCUAAUGCUUAUAAAGUAUUCGACUCCA
Daucus carota subsp. sativus is the source of this 1208-nucleotide messenger RNA. Its product is annotated as nuclear cap-binding protein subunit 2. NCBI's taxonomy places the organism in Eukaryota, Viridiplantae, Streptophyta, Magnoliopsida, Apiales, Apiaceae. Gene Ontology annotation, biological process: mRNA cis splicing, via spliceosome. Gene Ontology annotation, molecular function: RNA cap binding. The coding region runs from base 141 to 938 and encodes 265 amino acids. The record is from RefSeq and is a predicted model, not a curated record. Gene Ontology annotation, cellular component: nuclear cap binding complex. The transcript has 9 exons.